Molecule: messenger RNA, 2511 nt
Organism: Ophidiomyces ophidiicola
Lineage: Eukaryota; Fungi; Ascomycota; Eurotiomycetes; Onygenales; Onygenaceae
Exons: 3
Coding region: 1-2511 (836 amino acids)
Biological process (GO): actin cytoskeleton organization
Molecular function (GO): actin binding; small GTPase binding
Source: RefSeq, a predicted model, not a curated record
AUGGCAUCCAGCUUUGCAGCCCAGUUCCGUGACGAGAGCCCUCAUAAGUCGAAGAGGUCUGUUCUAAAGUCGAUACUCCCUCAUUCGCGUAGAAAGUCUCAAUCCGCGAACCUUUCUUCUGCCGCGUAUGACACUGAAAAUCGGAACCCGCUUCAGGCUUGGAUACUGCCACCAAACAACUCUCAGCCUCUGCCUUCUCAGCCACUAAAGGAGUUGUCUGAGAAGGCACUUAAUCAAGGACUAGCAAAUGAAUUCUUCAAAGUAAAGUGCGUGGACUCACCUGACAAAAAGAGCCUUCAUAAGAAAACAAAAAGUUCGGUGUCUUUAAAGUCACUUCUGAAGGACAACGACAAGAAAGCCUGUGGAUCGAAGCUUUCUAGCAAUGAACUUGAAUCUAAGCGUAACAAGCCGAAGAAGACCAAAUCAUCUACUAGCCUUUCUGGAAUCUUCAAGAAAUCUCAGCGGGGUAAGAAAGACGCGUCGCCCGCCAAAGACAAUAAGGAAAAUGCCGGUAUUAUCAGAAACGAUAUGCCUCCUCCGCCGAUUCCUAGAUCAAGGGCCCAUUCCAUUCAAAGUCAAGUGUCCAGUCUUUACGGAAGGACCCUCGAGGAAGAAAUGUCAUUGUACACCCCUAAAGGCUAUUCUCCAGCGAACCAGAGGAACUUCCAUGAUUUCCAGCAACCAUCUCUCACCAAACGUCCUGAACCAAAAUGGAGGCCAAAGUCAGAAUAUGGCUCCUCUAGCACAUCAUCUGUUAAGGAUCUUCUGCACUCGAUGCAUAAACGUAGUCCAUCCGCUGGAAGUAUUCAGUCGAAUUCAUCACGAACACACCCUCUGGCUGAAAAGCCCCCGUCAGAGAAACGAAAGUCGUCAAAUGGAAAUCGAGGCUCUCGCGUGAUGGCUGCAAUAGCCGCAUUUAAUGCAAAGGAUAAGAACUUCGAUAAGCCCAAGCCCGUUGAUCCGAAGGAAAUUGAGAGCGAAUUUGAACGUCUUUUGGACGCCCGAAACAUACCACAUAAUAUGCGUGACAGGAUGAGGACACUGAAUACGAAUAUCAAGGCGGAUUUUAUCAAUAAGAAUCAGAUCGAGGGCGAAUCUUCAGCUGCCUCUAUUUCAAACCAACGCCUGCCUGGACACACCUCCCAUAAACGAACUAAAAGUAAAGACAGCUCCUAUGGUCGUUCUGAUAAUAAGGCAAAUAAAGUGCGACCACUUAGCGGCAGCUUUGUGGCGGCUAAAGUCGACUUGUCCUCGUUCAGAAGACAGAAACCCGAUUCCUCCGGUUCUCAUAAACGGCCAAAGUCUGUGGAUAUGUAUGUUCCAGGAUCUUCACGUGGUGUACCCUUAACGGGACUGAGCACCGGACUACCAUCUCCAGAUCUUAUAGCUCACCCAACCGAUUUUGUUCAUUACCUAAAGGAAGUACAAAAACCCGAGAUUGUAGAAGUGAGCAAAUUGCACAAGCUUCGUAUUCUUUUACGAAAUGAAACGGUCUCAUGGGUCGAGUCAUUCAUUUCCCAUGGUGGAAUGGACCAGCUUGUUGAUCUUCUGUAUAGGAUAUUAAAAGUUGAAUGGAGAGAGGAGCACGAAGAUGCAUUACUUCACGAAGUUCUGCUUUGUAUCAAGGCCUUGUGUACUACCUCUCCUGCCCUCCAACAACUCUGCAGAAUUGGUGACGAGCUGUUUCCAACCCUAUUAGGGGUACUUUUUGGCGAAGAGAAAAAAGGACCAAGUGAAUUCUCAACCCGGAAUAUUAUACUCAGCCUCUUAUUCUCCCAUUUAUCUGCAGCUACAUUUGACGAAGUGGCUGCUCGUGCGCGGAUCAUUCUAUCAUACAUGCAAGAUCCAAAACCGCCCCAGGAAUCUCGACCUCUGCCAUUCAUUGCCGAAAUGCAUCAACCACGCCCCUAUCAGCUAUGGUGCAAAGAAAUAAGCAAUGUUACAAAAGAAGUCUUUUGGAUAUUCCUCCACCAUUUCAACGUGGUACCUGUCACACAGGCAGAGGAUGCCUCUCUCCCUUUUAUCAAGCGUUACUUUCCUCCACCACAUACUCCCGUUCCCGCUGCCCCAUACAUUGGGGGAGUGGAAUGGGAAGCUACCAAUUAUCUCGCCACACACUUAGACUUAAUAAAUGGCCUUCUUGCAUCAUUACCAACAAUUGAAGAGAGAAAUGAAUUGCGCACUUAUCUGCGCGCAUCUGGCUUAGAAAAGGUUAUGGGUCGAAGUCUUCGAACCUGUAAAGAGAAACUAUACCCUGCGGUUCAUGAGGGUCUAAAAGUUUGGGUUUCGGCCGCUGCGGACGACAGUUGGGACUAUCUCUUUGUUCGUGAAGGGCCGCCUCGAGACGCACCACCCUCGACUCCUCGUAGCCCGACCAAAGGAUGUGGAAGUCCAAAGAAACUCGGUAUUGUGGGCGAUGCGCCUCCAAAGCUAGAUCUCCAAGUUGAUAUAUGUGGAACUGGAGACCACGAGAUACUUGGUGAGAGAGUUAGUGAUGACAGAUGGGUUUGA